Balaenoptera acutorostrata (minke whale) is the source of this 5892-nucleotide messenger RNA. Its product is annotated as histone-lysine N-methyltransferase SETMAR-like. The coding region runs from base 79 to 630 and encodes 183 amino acids. The record is from RefSeq and is a predicted model, not a curated record. The transcript is spliced from 3 exons. Lineage: Eukaryota; Metazoa; Chordata; Mammalia; Artiodactyla; Balaenopteridae.
CUGACGGGCGGAGGCUGGGCUGCUGAAGUAAGAGGGGCGGAGCCCGGGUCGCCGCCGCCGCCGCCGCCAGAGAGGAGUAUGUCUGCAACUCAAGCCAAGAAAGUGAAGAUGGCCACCAAAUCAUGCCCCGAGUGCGACCAACAGGUACCUGUUGCAUGUAAAUCUUGUCCCUGUGGUUAUGUAUUUAUUAAUAGGAAACCUCUAAAAAUAAAACACUCAGAGAAAUCAUCACCUUUUACAGAAGUGAACAAUACCAUGUCUUCGAAAGAUUUACGAAUACUUUUUUUAUAUGAAUUUAAACUAGGACAUAGUGCAGCCACGGCAAGUAGAAACAUCAAUUCUGUCUUUGGAGAAGGCUCUGUUAGUGAAAGGACUAUCCGAUGGUGGUUUGAAAAAUUUCGUUCUGGGGAUCUGAGUCUGAAAAAUGAGCCUCGAGGGAGACCCAAAUCUGUUUUAAAUGAAGAUCAGUUGAGAGCCAUGGUGGAAGCUAACCCCAGAACAGCAAUUCGAGGUCUUGCAGCAGACUUAGGAGUUUCUGCUACAACAAUUUCUCGACACCUGGCUGCAAUAGGAAAGGUGAAAAAAUUGGACAAGUGGGUAGGUACCACACCAGUUAAUGGACUGUCAUAAACUCAGAUGGUUAGAGGUAUGCUCAUCCCUUAAGAUUUGAAAGAACAGAGACAUAUUUUGGAGAGGAUCAUAAGCUCUGAUAAAAAAUGAAAUUGAAAGUGGUUGGGGCAAUGGUUGGAUUUUGAUGAAGUUCCCGAAUGUGUUCAAACAAUCACUGCAACCAAAAAAGGUUCUGGUAAUGUCUGGUGGUCUACAAAGAGUGUUUCAUUACCGCUUUUUAACCCAGGUAUAACUAACAGUAGCAUCUUACUGUCAAAAAGUUGAAAUUAUAUAUCAAAAAAGGUGAUCUAAAAGCACUCUGUAUUGGUUAGCAGACAUGGACCUAUACUGUUGCAUGACAACAUUUGACCACAGAAAUCACAAACCAUCAUAGAGAAGUUAACUGAAUUGAACGAAGAAAUUUUCCCACAUUCAUCAUAUUCACCUGACUUUUUUUCAACCAAUUACCACCUUUUCUGUCAUUUGGAACUCUUUCUGAGAAACAAAACUUUUUCCAAUUGAGAAGCAGUAAUUGGAGGAUUUGAAUAAACAUUAACAAUGCUAAAUUUUAUAAAUAUGGUAUAUGCCAUUUAAUAUUUGGGGAAAGCAGUUAAUGCUAACAGUGCAUACUUUGGUUGAAUAAAGCUUUUCUUUUUCUCCAAAAUAUUUAACAUUUUCAUUUGACCCAUAAAAAGGCAAUUUCAUGUGGUUCAACUUGAUACCUUCCCAGACCCUGGCAGAAUGUGAAGACUGAAAGGUACCUAAGGUAUGGAAAACUACAAGCUGCCCCUGAGCUUUGGGCUUCUUCACUGGAGGAAUGUGGAGCAACCCAGUGUAUGUGUGUGUGAAAGAUGCUUAGGGGUCAGCCAUGCAGAGGUCUGGGUAAAGUGGGUUCCAGGGAGAUGAGGUGCCUCAUCACAGGCUCUGAGGCUCUCAGAAAAAAAAAUUUUUUUAAAUUAAUUAAUUAAUUUUUGGCUGCUCUGGGUUUUUGUUGCUGCACGUGGGCUUUCUCUAGGUGCAGUGAGUGGAGGCUACUCUUCGUUGCAGUGGACAGGCUUCUCAUUGUGGUGGCUUCCCUUGUUGCGGAACAUGGGCUCUAGACGCGCAGGCUUUAGUAGUUGUGGCUCGUGGGCUCUAGAGCGCAGGCUUAGUAGUUGCGGUGCACAGGCUUAGUCGCUCUGCGGCAUGUGGGAUCUUCCCGGACCAGGGCUUGAACCCGUGUCCCCUGAAUUGGCAGGUGGAUUCUUAACCACUGCACCACCAGGGAAGUCCUCUCAGGAAAUAUUUUUUGAAUAAAGAAAUGAAAGUAUGUUUCUAACACUAGAAGGCAUGCACACAUGGCUCAGUGAUGCUUUUGGGUGUAAUACUUACUCUGUCACACAGAGCCAGUCCUUUCUUUCAUAUGUUUUCCAUUCUGAUUUUAUAUUUUUUAAAAAUGUAGGUGGCCUGUGAGAGACCAUAAUUAAUGGCCUCUUUAUGAUUUUUUAACUAGAUUGCAGUUACUCUUUGUGGCAUCUAGGGAUUAAGUUGGGAUAAAGAUACCAGGAUGGUCCUCUUCCUGCCUCUUUCGCUCAUGACAACCUGCUAUGUCUAAUCCAUGAAGGAGAGGAGAGUUAAGGAAUCUUGAAAGGUUAAGAGGUGAGAGGACAUCCUGGAAUGGAUCUUACCUGGAGGGAGAGAGAGACACAGAAAGGGAGGGAAGAAGGGAAAUGGAGGGAGAGAUGGAAUGGAAAUUCCCUAAAAGUAGAAUUGACUAUGAGCCCAAGGAUUAAGGACCAUGGGAUGGUUUACUGCAAAAAAGAAAAAAAAAAAUUGUCCUUUCCUUUGGGUAGAUGCAACCCUGCACCAUGACACAUGGCUUGGUGAGCAGAGCAUAGGGUGCUUUCAGUCCUAAUUUAUUCCCUUGGCUGGAUGCCCUGGUUGGGAGUCACCUGCUCAUUUACUACUCCAUCUUUGGGUUUAUCAAGGAAUCUACAGAGUUUCUGUGGACUCUUGCUUACUCCCAGGAGAGUAAAGCUUCUGAUUAGUUCAGACUGAUAGGGUAAGAGGACUAAGACCGGAAGUGUGGGAAGGACUUUAUUUCAAAGGCAGCACAAGGGUGAGGCUAAAUGGUAACAGGGUGAGAGGCAGUGGCUUGGCCAAUGGGAAAGAAGUGGUGUUUCUGGAUGGUAGUUGUUUUAUGACCCAUCUAUCCUUCCCUCAAUUCUCAGACCCCUUGUCAGACUUCCAGGGCUGGAUGCUGAAUUUUGGUCUAAAACAAUCAGUAGAUAUCUUUGUCCAGCCCAAAUCAGUGGUUCCUGGAUGGGUAGGAAACCCAAAUAGGAGCAGUGAAACAUGAUGAGACAGGAAAAGGAGCAAAUAUAGGAUGGUGAGCUAUCUUAGCCAUCUUCCCUACCAUCUCCAACAAGGGGUGUAGACCCAAGAGACAGAAACGGGCCCUGUGGUUCUUGUGAGGACAUGGAUCCAGUUGUGCCUGAAACUGGUACUACUUAUUAGUGUUUUUUGGUUAUGUGAGCCAGUAACCCUUUUUGCUUAAGCCAUUUUGAGUUGGGUUUUCUGUUUGGAAAAAAAAAAUUCCUGACUGAUAAUGCUCCCUGAGCCUUACUUUAUUUAACUGUAACCUUUGCAGGGCUUGGGGAGGAAGAGGGACAAUUAAUGUAAAGGACAGGCACAGAGUAGAUGCCCAAUAAGUAGUAUUUAAUACUAUGAGAGAAAAAGCAAAAGGAGGCAAAGUGAGGCGUAAGACACCUCUGGAGGCCCCUCUGUGUUCAGGGCAGGCCAGUGGGCUGAGUUCAGUGCUCAGCGAAGGCUGGUACCUGUCUCGUACUGUCCAGAGGUACUCAGCUGUAAAGGAGGGCUGGCUUCUUGAGUUGAGCCUGUGGCUUUCCUGCAAUGAGUGUUCCCUGACCCAGUGUGUUAUUGGCCUCGCAGGAAGAAAAGAAAAGCUCUCUUUCAGGACAAAGAUGGCAUCUUCUUUGUCUAUUAUUUGUAUCUUUUUUAAAAAAAAUCAUAGACCAUUCCUUUUUGGAAAUAUGGAGUAUAAUGUGAACAGAAUCAACACAAAAUGACUACAUUUUCAUCAUUGUGAUGAUCAUCUCUCCAUUGCUUUGGAAAAGUAGGAACUACAGCUUUAAACUUAUAACUCUUUAAUUUAGGAGCUAUAUUGGGUUUCAAGAAAAAUGAGAAAUUUUAUACACAAGACCUCCCAAGCAGCCUAGUGCUCUUGUUAUCCUUUCCCAGAAAAGAAAGAAAAGCUUUAAAAGCUUCCUUGAUAGAAACUUUGGUUUGUUUGAGUGUCAAAAUAAAGGAGUUGAGAUGGAGGCUGUUACAUCUCACCUGCCCUUACCCCCCAGGAACUUGGGUUGUAAUUACAAAAGGGGAUAAAAAAUGGCUUUGAGGGAAUUCCCCGGUGGUCCAGUGGUUAAGACUCCGCACUUUCACUGACAAGGGUCUUGGUUCGAUCCGUCGUUGGGGAACUAAGAUCCCACAAGGCCAGCGGCGCGGCCAAAAAAAAAAAAAAAAAAAAAAAAAAGGCUUUGAAUGGCCAUUUUGGUUUCUCAAGUACAUAAUACCUGUAUUAGAAUAGUUCCUGAGGACUUCCCCGGUGGCGCAGCGGUUAAGAAUCUGCCUGCCAAUGCAGGGGACACAGGUUCGAGCCCUGGUCCAGGAAGAUCCCACAUGCUAAGGAGCAACUAAGCCCCUGUGCCACAACUACUGAGCCUGCGCUCUAAAGCCCGCGAGCCACAGCUAGUGAAGCCCGUGCUCCGCACAACAAGAGAAGCCACUGCAAUGAGAAGCCUGUGCACUGCAACAAAGAGUAACCCCCGCUCCCCGCAACUAGAGAAAGCCCACGCACAGCAACGAAGACCCAAUGCAGCCAAAAAUAAAUAAAUCAAAGGAAAUUAAAAAAAAAAAAGUUCCUGCCUGGUCUAAUUGCUUACUAUGAGACUAGAGCACCUACAGCCACUUCAACAGCACACAUGAAGGAUCUUGAGCAAAGUUAGAAGUAGCAUCGAAAGCCAGUGGAAAGUGGGCUUUUCCAGCACCCAUCCUCAGUAUGUCAGAUUCUCUCUUCCUCUUUCUUUUGGUGCUUCGGCCAUAAUAGCUUCCUUUCAUUUCCUUUUACCUCAGUUAAUUUGCCCAUGCUGUUCCUUCUGGCUGAAUAUUUGCUAAUCCUCUUUACCUCACUAACUCUACCCAUCAUGCAUAUUUCCUCCAGGAAGUCUCCACUUCCACAGGGAAGGCCCAGAAUAGUACCUUCAUAAUUGUGAUCACUGUAGUUAUAUAUUUAUUUGUAUAAUAGUAUGUGUUUUUAUGAGAUUCACAACAGCAGGAACUUUAUUUUACUCACAAGGUUGUAUCCCCAUCAAGAGCACAAGGUCUAGCACAUAGUAGGUACCUAGUAAGUAUUAAAUGAAUGAAUAAGUGUCAGGGCCAGUAUCAUCCAUUUUGUAGAAAACCCUUGUUUUGGUAAUGGUGUAAGUAAGGAAUAUGUUUGACAGCAGAUAAUUGAAAACCUAAUGAACAGUGGUUUAAAAAGUAGGUCUUGUUUCCUAUAAUUUAUGAAAAUUUUCAGACAUACAAAAUACUUAAAUUUUACAAUGGACACCUGUAUGCCAACAGCCUAGAUUGUACCACUGACAUUUUACUAUACUGUAUUUGCUUUAUCACUUAUCUACCCAUGUAGCCAUAUUUUUUUUAUGCAUUUCAAUGUAAGUUGCAGGCAUUAGCACAUUUCCCCCUAAAUACUUCAGCAUACAUAUCAUUACUCAGAGUUCAAUAUUUGCUUAAGGUUCUUGUUGAGAUAAAAUUUAAAUUCAAUAAAACGCCUAAAUCUUAAGAGUACUUUUCAAUACAUUUUGACAAAUGCCAAUACUUGUGUAACACAAACCCCUAUUAAGAUACAGACUAUUACUAUCGGCCCAGGAAGUUCCCUCAUACCCCUUUUCAUUUUAUCCCCACCCUUAUCCUCCAAGAGGCAAACACUGCUCUGAUUUUUUUCUACCAUGGAAUAGUUUUGCUUGUUCUAGAACUGCAUAUAAAUGGAACUACAGUAUGUGCUCUUUUGUGUAAGGCUUCUUUUACUGAGCAUAAUGUUUUUGAGAUUCAUCCAUUUUGUUGUAUCAGUAAUUUGUUCCUUUUAAAAGCUGAUUCAUAUUCCAUUAAAUGAAUAUACUACAAUUUGUUUAUCUAUUUAUAUUUACCUAUUGAUAGACAUUUGUGUGUUAUUUUCCUCAUUUUGGGUCCAUUAUGAAUAAAGCUGUUAUGACUAUUCUUGCACAA